CUGCGAUCUUGAUUCAGAGCUGUUGCGGCUGUAAAAAAUAGCUGAGGGGAAGGAACUCCGCGCCGACCGGAAAGGGCUACGAUGCAAUUCAACAACCCGCAGGAAAUCUCCUUUGUCAGUGACACCACAGCUGGUUCGAACGGUCCAGUGCAUCUUCACACACUUUGUGGGCCUGCAACCCUGGGCCAGCUGCGCGAUAUCCCUUGCUCCUUGCGGCUACAGGUGGACUCGCGGCUUAACGUCGGUGAUUGUUCACGAUUGACGGUUCGACCUCAAGAAAGUCACAUAUAUAAGAGCCAUGGAAACAGUCGCCAUGAUGACAGAAACACAGCAUUAUCUCGAAAAAAUUCAGGCAAUCGCCGAGAGCGCCCUCGCUGGAGCAGCGUCCAAGUCAGCACCGUCGUCCAGGAAAUCGUCUCUAACUACCAUUGCAACCGGCGACCAAACCCAACCUUUCAUGUCCAGCAACAACGACGUGCAGGAGAGCAGCCAAGAGGCCCGCGUCGAAACUCAGCGUCAGCAAGCACACCGUGAAGCUCGCCCUCAAAACCACCACGCCGCUGGCAACGCGCAAAAUCAGAGUCAAGAGCACGACUCACUUGCUCAUCCAUCCACUCCUGAAAUGGCCGACACCAAGCUUUCCCGUUUUUAUCACGUCAUGGGCUCGUCCGAGUCGUCCGCAGCGGAGCGGCGAGAACAGGAAGAGCGUGCACGACGGGAGGCUGAAGAGCGUGCGAGGAGAGCCAACGAUGGUAAAUGAAGUCAAUCGAACUGUUCUCAUGCGUGACCAGGGAUCAGCCUGGGCUACGAAAAUCCUUUCGUGAUGAUGUGCAACGCGAGGAUGACAAACCAAAACGAGAUGUGCCGUUUCGGCUUAAGCAUGGCGUCGGGAGGCUCUCUGAUUCAUGCAAUCGAACCAUGAUAGGAUCAUUUUAGCCGUCUUUGCUUCCGGUUUUGUAUUUUUUGCUCACACGGUGCGCCGGAUGCACCCUUUGUUCCGCUUGUCUCGAUAACGAAC
Messenger RNA from Verruconis gallopava, 1018 nucleotides. RefSeq lists its product as uncharacterized. The transcript is spliced from 2 exons. Bases 299 to 760 code for a protein of 153 amino acids. The record is from RefSeq and is a predicted model, not a curated record. Lineage: Eukaryota; Fungi; Ascomycota; Dothideomycetes; Venturiales; Sympoventuriaceae.